Messenger RNA from Closterium sp. NIES-67, 2044 nucleotides. NCBI's taxonomy places the organism in Eukaryota, Viridiplantae, Streptophyta, Zygnematophyceae, Desmidiales, Closteriaceae. The record is from the annotation of a GenBank genome assembly.
AGGAAGCUUAGUACAUUAGUAGCUUCAGGUGUCCUUUCGCGAGGGCUGCUGACGUGUCGUCGUCCAUCCCGCUCAAUCCGCUCCACCCCCCGCCUCUCAUCUUCCGCCGUCCGUUCAACCCGCUCCAUCUGCUUAGAGCCGCUAGCCUUUGGUAUCCAGCCAUGGCUUCCCGGCUACUAGCCGCCGCGUCCCGCGCGGCUCGUUCCGCGUCCGGUCGCAGAUCUGGCUCGAUCGCGCCGUUCCGCGCAUUCUCCGCGCAAGCCGCCCCCGCGCCCGUGCAGAUAGCGGACGAGGACCGAUUUGCGCGCUACAACUCCCCGAUCCCCGUAACCGUCGAUCACAGCGCGGCCCUCGGGCUUAUUCCGGCGACACGUGUCACGACCCUAUCCAACGGCCUUCGCGUCGCGAGCGAAGCGAGCCUGCAUCCGAACGCGCCUAAGACGGCUACAAUCGGCGUGUGGAUCGACGCGGGGAGCCGAUACGAGAGCGAGGCUACUAACGGGACCGCGCAUUUUCUGGAGCAUAUGAUCUUUAAGGGGACUAAGAGGCGGUCUGUGCAGCAGCUGGAGAUGGAGGUUGAGAAUGCCGGAGGACACCUUAACGCGUACACGUCGCGUGAGAUGACGACGUAUUACGCUAAGGUGGUGCAGAAGGACAUUCCCGUUGCUGUAGAUCUGCUGGGCGACAUUCUGCAGAAUUCGCUCUUUAACGAGGAUGCGGUGAACCGCGAGCGCGGAGUCAUUCUGCGGGAGAUGCAGGAGAUCGAGAAGCAGGUGGAGGAGGUGCUGUUCGACCACCUGCACGCCACGGCCUUCCAGUUCAGCCCUCUCGGCCGCACCAUCCUGGGGUCCGCUGACAACGUGCGCUCCAUCACCAGGGAAGACCUCGAGAAGUACAUCGCCACGCACUACACGGGGCCCAGGAUGGUGGUGGCGGCAUCAGGCGCGGUGGACCAUGACGCCCUUGUGAAGCUGGUGGAGAAGACCUUCGCGUCGCUGCCUGCUGCCAGCACCACCACUGUCGCUGACCUCAUCGCCAAAGAGCCCUCCAAGUUCACCGGCUCCGAGGUGCGCAUUCGCGACGACGACCAGCCGCUGACCAACUUCGCCAUCGCCUACAAGGGCGCCAGCUGGACGGACCCGGAUGCCGUGGCGCUGCAGGUGAUGCAGACGAUGCUGGGGUCGUGGAGCCACGCGGCAGGAGGGGGGCUGGCGCUGGGGUCGGAGUUGGCUCAGAAGGUAGCGGCCAACAGCUUGUGCGAGCGGUACAUGGCGUUCAACACCAAUUACUCCGAUACCGGGCUCUUUGGCGUGUAUGCCUGUGCCAAGCCGGAUCAUCUGGACGACCUGGCGUGGGCCAUGAUGCAUGAGAUCACUCGCAUGGUGUACCGCGUGUCCGAUGAUGACGUCACCCGUGCUGGCAAUGCGCUCAAGGCGUCCCUGGCUCUCCACCUGGACGGCUCCAGCGCAGUGGCGGAAGACAUCGGGCGGCAGCUGAUCACGUACGGGCGGCGCAUCCCCCUGGCGGAGAUGUUUGCUCGGAUCGACGCGGUGGAUGCUGAGAUGGUUAAGAGGGUUGCAGACAGGUUCCUGCUGGAUAAGGACGUGGCGAUUGCAGCCAUCGGCCCCACCCAGUUCCUCCCAGACUACAACUGGAUCCGCCGCCGCACCUUCUGGCUGCGGUACUAAGUGCCGCACUUAGUUUCCACACUAAGUGCUGCGCUUAGUUUCCACACUAAGUGCUGCACUUGGGGUGCCUGGAAGUAUGGACACGCUUGGUCCUGUGUCUCCAGAUUGUGAGAGAAUCUCUCUGGCCAGGCCUCAACCCCUCCCAGCUGCCCGUGACCUUUUUUGGUUAAGUGUGGUUGGUGAAAGCACAGUGCGAGGAUCUUAUCGUUGCAUAAAAAUGUGGAAGUGUACUGGUUACAAGGUUAUUGUUACAGAGUCAGGGAAGGGAAGUAUCAAGAGAGUUUGUACCGCAUUGCCUUUCAGUGUAAUAAGCAUUGUAUUGCACACCACUCAACUUGCCAAGCGUUUGAUGUUAU